AUGAGUGUCCUGCCGUUGCUCUCGGUGGCCUUGUCCUUCCUCCUCACCCUUCUAUUCCUCGUUUCCUAUUGGAGAAAGCCGAAGAAAUAUAAGUCUUUACCUCCAGGACCGUCCCCGAUUCCUUUCCUGGGGACCCCCAAAUAUGUCGGUGACAGGGCUGGCUGCAAAUACUUUCCAGAGCUCUGCAGGCAGUACGGCCCGAUAUUCACCAUCUGGAAGUUCACCGACCCCGUGGUGGUCCUCUGCGGGUACGACGUGGUGAAGGACGCUCUUCUGAAUCACGGGGAUCAGUUCAGCGGCAGACCGCCCGCUCCAGUGAUCGAUUACUACUCCGAGGGAUACAGUUUUCCCAGCCUGUCAGGCGAACGAUGGCGUCAGCUGCGCCGGUUCACCAUAACGUCACUGCGCAAUUUCGGGAUGGGGAAGAAAACGAUGGAGGAGCGAGUGCUGGAGGAAUCCCAGAGUCUGAUCGAGGCCGUGACCCAGACAGGAGGAAAGGCGUUCAGCGCCCUCAACGUCCUGGGCUGCGCGGUGGGGAACAUCACCAGCUACGCUCUAUUGGGGGAACACUUUGAUUACAAGGACCCGAAGUUACAGGAACUGAUUAUCACCACCAGGAAGUUCAUAUUCAACACCCACUCACCGCUGCACGAGCUGGGGAACACCUUCCCGAUUCUCCUGAACGUGCCGAUCCUGAAGCAGAAAAUCUUCAAGGAGAGUUCGGAACUCAAAGCCUUCGUCCAUAAGUACAUCGAGCAGCACCGGCACAGCGUGAACCUGGCCGCCCCCCGAGAUUUUAUAGAUUACUUCUUCAUCAGGAUCAAAGAGGAGAAGAGACCUACAGGGGGUAAUUUCAGUGAGACCAGCCUCCUGAUGACUCUCAUCGCCCUGCUCGCUGCCGGCACUGAGACCACAACCUCAACGCUGAACUUUGCCCUGGUGUUGAUCAGCAAUUACCCCGAUGUACAAGCCAAGGUCCAGCAGGAGCUCGAUGAGGUGACGGAGUCCCAACGCCAGGCCGGGAUCGUGGACCGGGCACAGAUGCCGUACACCAAUGCCGUGGUCCAUGAGAUACAGAGAGUCCUAGACUUGGCACCAUUGGCUCAUUAUCAUGCUGUGACGGAGGACACCCAGUUCCGGGGGUACACUCUACCCAAGGGGACCACGGUGAUCCCGUUCAUCUCUUCGGUGCUGUCAGACCCCAGCCAAUGGGAGACCCCCCACGAGUUCAACCCGGGGCAUUUCCUGGAUGAGAAGGGGCAAUUCCGCACAAAGACGGCAUUCAUGGCUUUCUCUGCGGGGAAACGUGUUUGCGCCGGAGAGAACUUGGCCCGCAUGGAACUCUUCCUCCUCUUCUGCGCUCUGCUCCAGAAAUUCAACAUCACGCGGGCGCCGGGGGCGGAGCCUCAGGACUGUAGAACGCUGAAGCAGAACAAGAUCAAGAAUCUGUUUUUCACUCAUGUGUGCGCGACGCCGCGCUCCCAGAAAUCCUAG
Nanorana parkeri is the source of this 1494-nucleotide messenger RNA. RefSeq names its product cytochrome P450 2C8-like. The transcript is spliced from 9 exons. The record is from RefSeq and is a predicted model, not a curated record. Gene Ontology annotation, molecular function: heme binding; oxidoreductase activity, acting on paired donors, with incorporation or reduction of molecular oxygen, reduced flavin or flavoprotein as one donor, and incorporation of one atom of oxygen; iron ion binding. Gene Ontology annotation, cellular component: intracellular membrane-bounded organelle; cytoplasm. Gene Ontology annotation, biological process: xenobiotic metabolic process. Bases 1 to 1494 code for a protein of 497 amino acids. Lineage: Eukaryota; Metazoa; Chordata; Amphibia; Anura; Dicroglossidae.